This is a messenger RNA of Colias croceus (clouded yellow), 3261 nucleotides long. RefSeq names its product pollen-specific leucine-rich repeat extensin-like protein 1. The coding region runs from base 144 to 2777 and encodes 877 amino acids. NCBI's taxonomy places the organism in Eukaryota, Metazoa, Arthropoda, Insecta, Lepidoptera, Pieridae. Gene Ontology annotation, cellular component: nucleoplasm. The transcript has 13 exons. Gene Ontology annotation, molecular function: RNA binding. The record is from RefSeq and is a predicted model, not a curated record. Gene Ontology annotation, biological process: RNA processing.
UUGACUUUUGAAUUUAUAGCAGCAAUGGCGAAUAUCGAGUUGUUUCUUUAAUAAUACCUAUUAAAAGUUAAAGUAUUUUAUGUAAUUACCUAAUUAAGUGUUUAAUCUCAACGUUGCUUGAAUAAAUCUUUCAUUAUACAAUCAUGAUACAUUUUAAAGACGGUAAAAACAAAUCAUCAGCGUUAAGCACAAGAUGGGCGCAAAUGUCCAAGCAAGAACAAAUUAUAGAGAGAAAGAAGAUGGAGAUUCAAGCAAAGCUAGAAGCUCAGAAGCAAGCCGCUGCUUUAGCGGCCCAGGCUAAAUUAAUAAAUCCAAGUGCCAAAGAAGAACAAGGGUCUAACAAUAUUUUUUCAAACGAUGGUAGCUUUAUGAGUCAGUAUAAGGCUCUUAUUGAAAAGCAGAACAGAGAGAAAGAAGAAAAGGAGCAAAAAGAAAGGCAGGAAGUUAUUGAGGCUGAAAAAAAGAAUAAAAUUGAAGCUAAAUCUGAGGCUCAAAGAUCAGAUGAUCAUGGAUCCAAUGACAAUCAAGGCAAUAACAAUGAUAGAAAGUCUAGUAGAGACCGACAAAGACGAUGGGGCGAUAGAGGAAAGAACCGAUCGCACAGUCCCACUACACCAGUUAUUGAAGACAGGAAGAAAAUCAUUGAUCAUAAAAAUAUACCUUCCCUUAUGCAGAUACCUGUUAUGCCUCCUGAACCUCCAUCUCCUACUAAUAACCAAUGGAACAAUGAUGAUUCUAAUGAUCCAAAUGAUUCAGAACAUAAUAAUCGGCCUAGUAGUUCACCUCUACCUGAUUCUAGUAUGAUGCCACCAGGACCUAUGGGCCAUGGCCCUAUGGGUUUUGGGCCAAUGGGGCCUGGCAUGAUGGGCCAUGGCCCUGGUCCUAUGGGUCUUGGUCCUAUGGGAAAUAGAUUCAUGGGUCCCGGGGGAAAUGGCCCAAUGUCCAACAAUGGUCCUAAUAUGGGUCCUGCGCCUAUGAUGGGUAGAGGUGGUAUGCCUCCAUUCAUGGGUAGGCCACCAAACUUCCCAAUGCCACCUAAUUUCAUGGGUCCAAAUGGUCCAGGUGGUCCAUGUGGUCCAAUGCCGCCUAAUAUGUGUAGACCAAACAUGUGCGGUCCAGGGCCAAAUGGUCCAAUGCCUCCUUUCUUCCCACCAUUCCCUAAUCCACAAAUGAUGAGACCCAAUGGGCCACCAAAUUCAAUGUUACCACCAAAUUCUAUGAUGCCUCCUAACUCUAUGGGAGAUAAUAAUAAUCAAAAUAACAUGCCAUUCAUGGGACCAAGGCCUCCUUUCGGUCCCAAUGGACCUAACUUUGGGCCAGGGGGACCAAAUGGUAAUGGACCACCUAUGCCCUUUAUGCCUCCCAAUAUGAUGCCACCAAAUAACAUGCCUGGAAACUCUCUACAAGGCAUCCCUGAACCAAAACCGUUAGAAGCGGGUAGCAUUCCACCACCUGAACCUAUGAAACUUCAGAGCAUUCCUUCACCAUCACCCCUCCAACUAAACCACAUCCCACAACCAAAAGACAUGGAGCCAGGAAAUAUUCCACCACCAAAUUCUAUGCAAGUUUUCUCUGCAGAUCGGAUGCCGCCGCCCGUCCUUCGAGCCGCCAUCGAAGUAGCCACCAACGGCGACCAAUGGGAAAAUGUCCUGAAAGCCAUUCACUCCCAAGACCAAAAUAUGUGGUUUCUCCAUAAUCCAAACUCUAAUGAGUAUAAGUCGUUUCGCAAUAUCGUGAAUAAGAUACGGCAUGAAGGGCCGGGCUCGCUCAAACCUGAGGUUAAACCGGAGGAUAAAUAUGAACCUGAGUUCUGUUUGGAAGAUGACGACAGUAGCGACUCCAAACCACACACUCAGGAUAAGUUCAGCAACUACCAAGAGUCACACAACACAUAUUCAAACGUUAAACCGGAGCACACAAGCUCACAGAGCGAUGAAGAGUCAGAGGCGAAGAGAGAAAGACGCAAGCGAAAGAAGUCCAGGUGGGGAGACGAUCCAUCAGUCACUGAUAUUAAACCGCCCGGAGUGUUGGUUCCUAAUACUUUGCCUCCUGCGUUACCAGGUGCAAAAUUAGCGAAGAUUGAUGAGAAUGGGUUAAAGUUGACGAGCCUUAAUAAAAACAAUCCAGCACUAAUGCAGUAUGCUAUGACCAACUAUGGAACUACUAACCUGAGUCCCGAGGAUUGGGCCAAAUGUGAAGAUAAUUUUAAAUUGAAUUUAUUGUAUCAGGAUAUGUUGAAGAAACGAGAAGAAGUAGAGCGCUUGAACGCAGCUGGUAAAAAUAAAUACGAGUAUGACAGUGAUGAAGAUACAUCAGAAGGUACUUGGGAGCAUAGAUUGCGUGCAAAAGAAAUGUGCGCGACGGAACGAUGGGCAGACGAACUCACGAAGCAAGCGGCCGGGAAACAUCACAUUGGUGACUUUCUGCCGCCCGAGGAACUAAGGAAAUUCAUGGAGAAAUAUUCGGCAGCAAAAGGUGGAAAGGAGCCAGAUUUAAGCGACUACAAGGAGUAUAAACUUAAAGAGGACAAUGUUGGUUUUAAAAUGCUUCAAAAGUUGGGUUGGAACGAAGGACAAGGCCUCGGCGCGGAGGGCACCGGUAUAGUGGAUCCUAUUAACAAAGCGAACCAACCAGUAGCGAACAUGGGCCUAGGCGCUUCAUCAUCAGACGCAGUAUCACCUGAUGACGAUGAAUUUGACGCGUACCGCAAGCGCAUGAUGCUCGCUUACCGCUUCCGACCUAAUCCGCUCAACAAUCCGCGCCGUCCAUAUUACUGAAGCAGCUACAAAUAACCGAUGAAGAUAUUUCAACGUAAAUCAUAAAAUAUAAUAAAGUACACAAACGGAAAUAGUUGCUUUAAUUGUAUUUUUUUAACAUUAAUAUUGUAUAAGGUUCCUUUUUGUAUAACAAUUUUAAAGACAUUGUGAUUCAACAUUCGCCUUUUUGCGAAUAUGUGAUCAAUUUUUAAAUGUUUUUUGAUCAAAAUAAACUUUACCCUCCAAUAGAACUUAAAGUUUAGACUAUUCGUGUUAAUAAGUAGUUAUUAUGUUUUGCAUAUAAAUAGUAUUAGGGAUUAGGGAAUAGUAGUUUUAGUUUGUAUAAUUUUUUAUUUAACCACAAAACCCGCGUACUAUCGUUUAGGAAACAAUUAUUAUGUAAGGAAAUGUAAGUCUUCGAAGUACACUUCCAUUUUGUAUUAAGUAUAGAUUAGGUGUAAAGGUAUAUGUGAAUUAUGUUCAUAAUAAACGAUUAUAAAAUAAA